Messenger RNA from Cicer arietinum (chickpea), 3114 nucleotides. RefSeq names its product pentatricopeptide repeat-containing protein At3g16010. Gene Ontology annotation, molecular function: protein binding. The record is from RefSeq and is a predicted model, not a curated record. Lineage: Eukaryota; Viridiplantae; Streptophyta; Magnoliopsida; Fabales; Fabaceae.
CAUAUAUUCCAAAGCCCAAACCAUUAUCAUUCUCUUCCUUUUUUACUUCUUUGCAAUCGAAAGCCUUCCUUCUCCACUUAUUGGUUUUCGUUUUUUUUUUCUUUCCUCUGCAUGCGUUUUGAGUCAACCGGGUUGCAGAGUUAACCGGUUCAAUCCUCUCAUUCAUCUUGCCCUCAUCUCAUAGCAAGAGAGCACACAAAAUUCGUGCCACUCUGAGAAUUUUGAAACACCCUUUUGCAGUGGCUUUUCAAUACCGUGCUUUUUUAUGUUUUGAGAGAGAAAAAUUGUUACUUUCAGUUUCUCUUAACCAAGUUGAUAGCUUUAAGCUUUUCGGGGGAAGCAACAAUGCUUCCACGAUUCAUUGCUUCGAGGAGGAACAUAUCAACUUGGCCUCCUUUCUCUCAGAGAUUAAAGCAAACAGAAAAUGAGAUUGUUCAAAUGUUUCGCUUGCCUGAUUCUCAAGAAGGAAACCAUAGUCUUCCCAUGAAAGGAGGUAGAGUAUGGAGGAAGGAUCCUAUUGCUCGGAUUUUGGAUGAACGAUUCAUUAGGAUUUUGAAAAUAUUUAAAUGGGGACCUGAUGCAGAAAAGGCUUUGGAAGUGCUGAAGCUUAGGCUUGACACUCGCUUGGUUCGCGAGGUUUUAAAGAUAGAUGUUGAGGUCAAUGUGAAGAUUCAGUUUUUUAAAUGGGCUGGGAAAAGAAAGAAUUUUGAACAUGAUUCAACUACUUAUAUGGCUUUGAUUCGAUGCUUAGACGAAAAUAGGCUUUUUGGUGAACUGUGGAGGACAAUACAAGACAUGGUUAAGAGUCCAUGUGCAUUUGGUCCUUCUGAAUUGUCUGAAAUUGUGAAAAUCUUGGGUAGGGUUAAGAUGGUCAAUAAGGCAUUAUCGGUUUUUUAUCAGGUUAAGGGUCGUAAGUGCAGACCUACAUCGAGCACUUACAACUCUGUCAUCUUGAUGCUGAUGCAAGAGGGGCAUCAUGAGAAAGUUCAUGAGCUGUAUAAUGAAAUGUGUAAUGAGGGUUAUUGUUUCCCCGAUACAGUUACAUAUAGUGCGCUAGUUUCAGCAUUUGCAAAGCUGAAUCGCAAUGAUUCAGCCAUUAGAUUAUUUGAUGAGAUGAAGGAGAAUGGAUUACAGCCCACGGAAAAAAUUUAUACAACUUUGAUGGGAAUAUACUUUAAGUUGGGUAGGGUUGAGGAGGCGUUGAAACUAGUUCAAGAGAUGAGAAUGAUGCGGUGUUCUCCAACUGUCUAUACUUAUACGGAAUUAAUAAGGGGAUUGGGGAAGACUGGGAGGGUUGAAGAUGCAUAUGUAAUUUACAAGAAUAUGUUGAAAGAUGGUUGCAAACCGGAUGUUGUCCUGAUGAAUAAUGUGAUCAACAUUUUGGGUAGAUCAGAUCGCUUAAAAGAUGCUAUUGCGCUUUUUGAUGAAAUGAAGUUGCUGAAUUGCACACCUAAUGUUGUGACAUACAAUACCAUUAUCAAAUCUUUAUUCGAGGCCAAGGCCCCACCUUCUGAGGCUUCUUCGUGGUUAGAGAAAAUGAAAAAAGAUGGAGUAGUCCCCAGCUCAUUUACAUAUUCAAUUCUCAUUGAUGGUUUCUGCAAAACAAACCGAGUUGAGAAGGCUUUGUUGCUUCUUGAAGAGAUGGAUGAAAAAGGCUUUGCACCUUGUCCUGCUGCCUACUGCAGCCUGAUCAAUAGCCUCGGUAAAGCAAAACGUUACGAGGCUGCAAAUGAGCUGUUCCAAGAAUUGAAAGAAAACUGUGGAAGUUCGAGCGCUCGUGUGUAUGCUGUCAUGAUUAAACAUUUUGGAAAAUGUGGACGACUCAAGGAAGCUAUCAGUCUUUUUAACGAGAUGGAAAAACUCGGAUGCACUCCCGAUGUUUAUGCUUAUAAUGCUCUCAUGACCGGGAUGGUAAGGGCUGACAUGAUAGACGAAGCUUUUUCCUUGUUUAGAACUAUGGAAGAAAAUGGUUGCACCCCUGAUAUAAACUCCCAUAAUAUAAUCCUAAAUGGAUUGGCUAGGACAGGUGGCCCGAAACGCGCUAUGGAAAUGUUCACAAAAAUGAAGAGUUCUAUUAUUAAGCCAGACGCGGUUUCGUACAACACCAUUCUUGGUUGUCUUAGCCGUGCUGGUCUAUUUGAAGAGGCUGCAAAGCUUAUGAAAGAAAUGAGUUCAAAAGGAUUCCAGUAUGAUCUUAUCACCUAUUCUUCAAUACUUGAGGCAGUUGGUAAGGUUGAUGAAGAACGUAAUAUGCUGGAGUAAUCAUGAAAAUGGCAUGCUUGAGACAGGAGAUCAGCCUGUGCAAAUGGAUACUGAAACCAAGGUACUUACCGAAAGAGAAACAUAAUCCUGUGCUCAAAUACUUUGUUUUCACUUGUAUUGUUGCUUUCUUGUCUGGAUUUAAUUGUUUAUUCCUUCCUUUGUGGAAUGAAAUACCAAUACCAAGGUGGUUACUGAAAGAAAAACUUACUUGUGUGCUGAAAUACUUUGUUUGGCUUGGUUUCUAGUUUUCAUUACAACUGAUGUAUUUGCUUCCAAAUAUGCCACCGCUGUCCUCUUGUCAGCUGACAUAAGAAAAAAGCCGAGGUUGUUGAUAAGUUUUUGUUUUACCUUUAUAGACUCAGACCGGAGUCCCGCAAAAUAGCUUUAUUAUUCUGGUUCUUUUUUGACAAAGUUCCUCAACCUCGUUCUUGUUUAUUUCUCUAAUUAUAAAACAUAGGUUCAGUAAGCCAAUUAUGAGAAACCAAGGCCAGCCAAGCCAGCUACUCUAGAAACACCACUAACCCCGCCUCCUAAGGAUGGUGAGCAGCAGCAACAACAACCAGAACAGCAACCUCAGGAGGAUGCUAAUGCCAGUACUAAUGAGAAUGCAGGAGAUGGUGGUAAUCAGGUCCCACAAACCUCUGGCGAACCAAUGGAGACCGACAAGUCAGAGAACACAGGCUCUGCCUAAUUUUCGUUGUUGAUUUUGCUGUGAGGUUCAUGUCUUCAUGACAUGUCCAAUCUAAUAGUCUCUACCUUUUGUAAAAUAUGUAUACCUUUAUAUAAAAUUCUAAGUUUUGGUGUAACUUCUUUUAUUUUAUCAUUGGGUAAAUCACCAUUCUAGUCAUUGAA